UGUGUCAUUCCACAGGUUGGACACUGAAAAAGGUAGAAGCGAAACCAGUGGGUAUCGACCGUGGACAAUCUAUAACACCGAUAUGAAUAACCGGCGCAGACAGUUGGUUUGAUUCAUUGUAAGAUCUGACCCACAGCUGAACGCUUCAAUAACGUCGCGCAUAACGGACUUUAAUUCGUCUGAAGUUCGGCACAGUUCGCGGUUGGGUCGCGCGUGUAUGUGUCUCUAGUUUUUAGUCUCUGUGUUUUUAAUAAGACUGACUCUGUAGAUGUGUUUGUUGUUUUCGGUUGUUUCGCGUCGCGACUCAGCUGAUUCCAUUGGACGUCGAGGUGACAUUUACAACAGAGAUGGCAGAUAUGGUGGUCCAGCCCUCUUCACCUCCUUUAUCCAUCUCUCUCCUGGCGAUCAAAGCAGAGACGCGGCUGGUUCUGAAGUCUUUCCUGCGUAAUACUCUCGCAGUCGCUCCUGGAGAGAGACCUGGGAGAAUAGGAGGAGAAUAUCAUGACCCAAACAAAUUCAGUGCCUCAUUGAAAGGGAGGAUGAAGAAAGAUGGUAAUGGAUGGGACUCUUUGGAUGAGGAGAUCAGUGCUGCAGAGGAGAAGAAACAUGGAAUUAAAAAUUUAAUCAAAAGAAGACUGAGACCCCGCUCAUCCACCAGCCGUGGUAAGAAAAGCGGCAGUGCUGAACCGACACCAAACAACACCCUGGAGAAGCAGAAGCCGGCUCAGUCUGACAAGCCCUCAACAAAUGGAGCACACAGUUUACCCAGGAAAACAGAGGAGGAAAUAUGCAUUCCAUCCUCGGCGUCUGAGGAGGAGGGUGACAAAAAGUCAGGGGGAAAAAAUAAGAAAAAGAAGAAAAAAAGCACAAUAUCAGAGUUAUUAAAAAAAGUAUCAUUUAAAAAAGAAGAGCCUCGUCCUCAACGCCCAUCCAAACUGCCUGUAAAUAUCCAUACAGACAGCCCAGAGCUUGAUGAGAGCUUGAUGGUCCACUCACCAUCUCAUCCUCCCGCGUUUUAUGAUGAUGUGGCAGAAACUCUGGACAGAAUUGCACAAAAACACAGUGUGAAAAACAGAUCCUCAGUUAAACCAAUGCCUCUACCAAGUGCACCUAAAGAGAAUGACAAAGAGGCUAUGGUUCAACAACUAGUUCAGAUACUCACUUCAGAAGGGGACGCCAUAAAUGAGAAGAUAAAUGACAACCCCUUCCUGCGGUCCACCCUGACGCGCCUCUCCUACCCAUCCUUUGCCAAAUUGCUGGACAUGUAUGCCAGUCAGAGCGAAGACCCCCACGUCCCCCCGCCAGUCAGUCCAACACUACGGCGUCUGGCCAUCACAAUGGAAGCGUCUCGACGGGUCGUCACUGCCACUGGUGCUCAUCGUCUGACAGGAUAUGCUGAACGUUACAUGGAGAGCUUUGCACCUUGGCUACGGAGUCACGGAGGUUGGGAGAACAUAGCACAAUUAGAUGACAGUGUGAUCAAUCAGUCACAUCUGGAGUACAAUUGACCUCAGGAACUGACCCUUUAUUACGAACUCUGGAUCAUGUAGCAUGACCUCUGUGAGGCAAACAGACGAGCCAGCAAACUUGAGAAAUGACACUACUUGAUCAUGAUCUGCUAAUGUAUUUAUUCUUUUGUAUUUCAGAUGUUUUUCAUUUUUUUAAUGUGCCGUUUUAUACCAAAAUACACAAUCUCAAUCAUC
This is a messenger RNA of Danio aesculapii, 1703 nucleotides long. It is a transcript of the gene bcl2l12, whose product is annotated as BCL2 like 12. Lineage: Eukaryota; Metazoa; Chordata; Actinopteri; Cypriniformes; Danionidae. The transcript has 8 exons. The record is from RefSeq and is a predicted model, not a curated record. Gene Ontology annotation, biological process: regulation of apoptotic process. The coding region runs from base 348 to 1508 and encodes 386 amino acids.